This is a messenger RNA of Schistocerca cancellata (South American locust), 874 nucleotides long. Its product is annotated as cuticle protein 19.8-like. The record is from RefSeq and is a predicted model, not a curated record. The transcript has 2 exons. The coding region runs from base 65 to 775 and encodes 236 amino acids. Gene Ontology annotation, cellular component: extracellular matrix. NCBI's taxonomy places the organism in Eukaryota, Metazoa, Arthropoda, Insecta, Orthoptera, Acrididae.
CGCGCUAUAAAAGCCAGCCGGCGAGGACACAGCAGCAGAGUUCGUCGAGGAUCCGGACAACGACAUGGCUUGCAAGGUGGUCAUCUUCGCGGCGGUGGUGGCUGUGGCUCGCGCCAUCUACCUGGACGCUCCCGCGGUGUACGCCCCGUACGCCGCCCGCACCUAUGCCGCCCCCGCUUACGCCGCCGCCCCCGCUGUCGUCGCCGCCCCCGCCGUCCGCGCUGCCCCUGUGGCCAUCGCCGCCCCCGCCGUGAGGGCCGCCGCUGUGCCGGUAGCCGCCGCCGCCCCCGCAGCCGUGGCCGCCGCCGAGUACGAUCCGCACCCUCAGUACAGCUACGGCUACAGCGUGUCCGACGCGCUAACCGGCGACUCCAAGACCCACCAGGAGAGCCGCGACGGAGACGUCGUCCAGGGCAGCUACAGCCUGGUCGAGCCCGACGGCUCCGUGCGCACCGUCGACUACACCGCAGACCCCGUCAACGGCUUCAACGCAGUCGUGCACAAGGAGGGCGGAGUCCACCCGCCAGUCGCCGCCCCCGCGCCCGCUCCCGUCGCCGUGGCCGCCCCCGCAGUAGCCAGGGCUACCAUCGCCGCCCCAGCCGUGGCAGCCGCCCCUGUGGUUAGGACCGCCGUCGCCGCCCCAGCCAUCGCAGCAGCCCCCAUCGCCAGGGCAGCGAUCGCAGCACCCGCCUACGCCACUUACGCCGCCGCCCCCUUCGCCAGGGCUGCAUACGCUGCUCCUAUCUACCCCUAUCCUAGAACUUACCUCCGCUAAAUCAUUUCAUGGCUAUCAGUCACGUAUUGUAGCUGCUUCUGUGGAAACCCGCUGGUCAUCUCUGUAUUUAUGUCGUGUAAAUAAAGGCGUUGACUCAUA